UAAGAAGUAUAUAUCAAUUCUUAAUAAAUAACGAACUGUGGCCGUUUAUCUAUCAUAGUGUAACUAUUGACGAUAUACUGUUCAUCUCCCAAAUGGAUUUCAGCUACUGUGCAUAUUUGGUUUCUGUUUUGUUCAUUUUGUGUUGCUAUUUGUUACAAGUUAGUGUUGGUAUAGACACCAUCACAUCAUCUCAUUUCAUCAAGGACCCUGAAACACUAAUAUCCAACGAUGGUAACUUCACCUUUGGAUUCUUUAGCCCUAUAAAUUCUACAAACCGCUACAUUGGAAUUUGGUGGAAAUCUCAAUCUACAAUAAUAUGGGUGGCAAACAGAAACCAACCACUGAAUGAUUCUAAUGGGAUUGUCACAAUAUCUGAAGAUGGAAAUAUUGUGGUAUUAAAUGGAAAGAAACAAGUCAUUUGGUCAUCCAAUGUUUCCAACAUAGCAUCCAAUACAAGUUGUCAGUUUUCAGACUUUGGUAACCUUGUCCUUUUGGAGAGCACAACUGGAAACACCUUAUGGCAGAGUAUUCAGCAACCUUCAGAUACGUUAAUUCCUGGCAUGAAACUUUCAAUCAACAAAAGAAGGGGUAAAAAUAUAAACCUCGAAUCAUGGAAAAGCCCUUCCGACCCAUCUGUUGGCAACUUCUCUUGUAGUACUGUUGAACACUUGCAUAUAAUUGAAGUCUUCGUUUGGAAUGAUACUCGUCCAUAUUGGCGCAGUGGUCCUUGGAAUGGUGGGGUCUUCACUGGGAUACAGACAAUGACAGUGGCAUAUUUUUUUGGUUUUCAAGCGGGUGAUGAUGGAGAAGGGAAUACUAACAUAUAUUAUACAAUACAAAAUGACGAGGAAUUUUUUAUGUAUCACCUGAAUUCGCAAGGAAAAUUAGAAGAAACAUGGUGGGAUGAUGAGAAGAAAGAAAUGCAAGUUAGAUGGACAAAUCGAGAAUCAGAGUGUGAUGUUUAUGGUAUAUGUGGGGCAUUUGCAAGAUGUCAUUCAUUGAGCUCACCAAUAUGUAGCUGUUUGAGAGGAUUUGAACCCCGAAAUAUACAUGAAUGGAAUAUACAUAACUGGACUGGAGGGUGUGUUAGGAGGACACCUUUGCAGUGUGAAAGGGUCAACAAUAAAACCACGAGUACAAAGGAAGACGGGUUUUUGAAACUACAUAUGGUUAAAGUUCCAGUUUUUGCUGAAGGUUUAGCUGUUACACCAGACAUAUGCAGAAGCCUAUGUUUGGAGAAUUGCUCUUGCCUUGCAUAUUCUCAUGAAGCUGUGAUUGGCUGUAUGACUUGGACUGGGAAUCUACUUGACAUAGAACAACUCGAAAAUGGAGGACUUGAUCUAUAUGUUCGCGUAGCAUAUGCAGAACUUGAUCGAAGGAGAAACAAGACAAUCAUCAUUGUAAUUACAGUGAUUGUUGGAACUCUCAUGGUUGUCAUUUUUGCAUAUAUAAUAUGGAGAAGGGCAUCAAACCACCCAGGUGGAUCACCAGAAGGAUUUUCUAGUGACAACGUAAUUGGAGAAAUGUCCCAAGUUAAACUACACGAGCUAUUAAUAUUUGAUUUUGAAAAGCUGGCAACAGCCACAAACAACUUCCACUUAUCCAACAAACUUGGACAGGGUGGUUUUGGUCCUGUAUACAAGGGGAAACUACAAGAUGGUCGGGAAAUAGCUGUUAAAAGACUCUCUAGAGCAUCUGGACAAGGGUUGGAGGAAUUCAUGAAUGAAGUAGUGGUGAUUUGUAAGCUUCAACACCGCAAUCUUGUAAGACUUCUUGGUUGCUGUAUUGAAGGUGAUGAAAAGAUGUUGAUGUAUGAGUACAUGCCAAACAAAAGUUUGGAUGCAUUCAUCUUUGAUCCAUCAAAAAAUAAACUCCUAAACUGGAGGACACGGUACAACAUAAUAGAAGGAAUAGCUCGAGGACUGCUGUAUCUUCACAGAGAUUCUAGACUAAGAAUUAUUCACAGAGAUUUGAAGGCAAGUAAUAUCUUAUUAGACGACGAGCUGAAUCCAAAAAUAUCAGACUUUGGUAUGGCUAGAAUCUUUGGAGGGGGAGAAGAUCAGGCCAAUACUAACAGGAUUGUUGGCACUUAG
Molecule: messenger RNA, 2093 nt
Organism: Trifolium pratense (red clover)
Lineage: Eukaryota; Viridiplantae; Streptophyta; Magnoliopsida; Fabales; Fabaceae
Product: G-type lectin S-receptor-like serine/threonine-protein kinase At1g11300
Exons: 5
Coding region: 93-2093 (666 amino acids)
Biological process (GO): recognition of pollen; protein phosphorylation
Molecular function (GO): ATP binding; protein kinase activity
Source: RefSeq, a predicted model, not a curated record